AUGCAAGUAAGAGAGAAAAUUUUAAGCAGAAAAAGACCCACCCCAUUCCCAGAAGACACACCGGAAAAAUAUAUAGAAAUAGUCGAGCAAGCAUGGGACCAUGAUUUUACUUGUCGUCAAUCAAUCAAAAAAAUGCUAAAACAACUUAAAAACAUGAGAAAAACUGAAGAAAAUGAACUAAGACCACCAAAACGAAGUGAUUCACAAACGUCGUUGUCUUCCAUUGAAGUCUCCAUUACACCUACCAAGAGCGCUAGUCUGCAAAAUGGACCAUUACUAAAUAUUGAUGAGGCAAUAUCUCUCCACAAUAAAGAACAAUACGAUAAAGCUUUGCCUCACUUCCGACGGUUGGCACACAGAGGUGAUCCUAGAGCUGCAUAUUAUGCAGGACUUUAUUAUUGCGGGGGCUUCGAUGGAAUUGCUAAAGAUGAAAUCAAAGCUUUACUAUACCUUGGAAAAUCAGCCGAGGGUGGCUAUACACGAGGUCAAUACUUGUAUGCUCACGCCUGUCUUAACGGGAUUUAUUAUUCUCGGAACGAAGGUAUAAAGUAUCUUAGAAAAGCAGUUGAUUCCAAGGACCCCGAUGCUUUAUAUAUGUUUUCUCAAUUACAUUUGAAUGGAGAACAUGAUUUUCCGGUUGAUAAUGAAAAGUAUUUGGAUUAUUUGAAAGCGGCAGCAGAUAAAGGGUCCAAGGAAGCAAAAAAGGAACUUGAAUCUAAGG
Messenger RNA from Acaulospora colombiana, 721 nucleotides. NCBI's taxonomy places the organism in Eukaryota, Fungi, Glomeromycota, Glomeromycetes, Diversisporales, Acaulosporaceae. The record is from the annotation of a GenBank genome assembly.